AUGCGAACGAGCGAAUCGUACGAGGGCGAGCCUGUUGAGGGCCCGUUCGGGAACGUGCCACCUCCAGCGAGAGCGCCCCUCCAAGGGGCUGAGUCAUCGCGCGCGGCACGGCUCGAGGCAGUUGCCGUUACGCAGCAGCAACAGCUGCUAGCGGUGCGGGCGCGCCUCAGUAAGACCGAGCGUCGGGUACUAGCUCUCUCGCAGCGCGACGAUGGCAAGGCAGUGCUUCUCGCUGAGGCAGAGGCGCGCUCGGCGACGCAGGCGUGCCGCCUUCGAGACGAGGAGGUGGCACAGCUUCGUUCUUCGCUUGCUCAGCUCGAGUAUGCCGCAGCUGCAAGCAAGGUGGGCGCGUUCGUGGUUGAGCGCGCGCGGGAGGUGUCGAUGCUGCGGGAGAGGCUUGCGCGCGCCCAGAGCGCAAAUCAGGCCUCCUCUCGACGCGCACUCGAGCGCGAGUUGAUCGCCACAAAGAAACAACGGGAGGAGGCAGAGGUCGCUGCCCUCGCGGGUGCCGGCGGCGAGGGCGCACGCGGCGGACGCGCUAAGGCAGCGGAGUUUGUGGUCUCUCGACUUCGCGAUGCCUCGGCGGAGCUGUCCAUCGAGGUUAGCUCACUCCGCGAGGCGCUCGCUGCGAAGGAGACCGAGCUGAAGGCCGAGGUGGCGCGGCGGACCUCGGUAGAGCGCGAGGCGCUAGCUGCACCCCGCAGCGGCGAGCCCGAGUGUGCCACCAUCGAGCGCCUGCAAGACGAGCUUCGCGAGCUGCGUGAAGGGGCCGACCCUGAACGGCGGGAGAAGGAGGGGGCCGUGGUCCAAACGCUCUUUGCCGAGCUGCACGCGGAGCGCAAGCACGUGGCCGAUCUCGAGGCCUCGAGCGGAACGCAGCACCUCGGCAACGAGCUAGGUGUCAACGCCGUCCUCGUUCGCUACAGGCGGCGCUCGCCUUUGGGAGCGAAGAUCUUGAAACUUCGCUCCUCUCCCUGCCCACCGACGUCCACUUUCCGUGACAUGGCCAACAAGUCUCCCUUGCCUGCCCUGCAGCUGCUGCAUGGCAAGGAACUGGAACUGCGACAGAUGGAGCAUCAAGUAGCCCUGCUUGGCGAAGCCGCACUUGCAGAGCCUCCGGAGCAAGAGAAUGGAGCCCAGCAGGCGCGCAUGGGCCAGGAUCGCACGCCGCUUGCUGCUGCGCCGCUGCUCAAGUCUGCUCCCCCGCGCGAGCCAGCUCGCGAGACCGCCGUGGUUGUGGAGGCACCGGAGCCAAUGCCAACUCCAUCACAGGCCGAGACGGAGGCAAAGCGUGUCAACGAGGUGACCGGCGAGGCAGAGGAGGCCAGAGAGGCCAUGGAGGCCGAGGUGCCGCAACGUGCGUUGGCCGUGGAUGAGCCCAACGGGGAGGGGGGCGACGCAGCCACGAUGAAACCUGCUGGCUCUCCGGCUUCUGUAAUCGAGGUUGCGGGUGAAGCAGAGUCUAUUGGCGGGGACGAAGGCGAGCUAGGCAGGCCCGGGUCCGCGGGCGAGGAGAUAGCCAAGCUAACCGCCAGCGCACCGACAGAGGUUCAAAAGGCGGACGCACCAGAGGCGGUGGAUGUCUCAGACGUUGUGCCAGGAGCAGGUAGCGAGCCCGUGGUGGGCGAGACUGAGGUGGCAGCUGUGGGCGAGGAGGUGGCGCCAGGAUCGGCAAAUGUCGGGGGCGAGGCGACGCCGCAAGGUGAGGCGGUGACGGAGGAAACGUCUCUCGAUGGCACAGAUGCGGAGGCCGAAUCAGGCGCCGAAUCAGGCGCGGUUCGCGUGGAGGCUGAGCAUGAUGAUGCGCAGACGGAGAGUGUGAUUGACCCCCCGACGGACGCGGGAGAGACAGAGGCGGGCGAACUGGGCGAGCCCGAGGGCGAGGGGCCAGAGGCAGAGAUAGCUGCACCCAUCGAGGCGGCGCCCGAGGUAGGGGAGGGGUCAAAAGCAGAGCCAGAGAGGCGGUAG
Molecule: messenger RNA, 1968 nt
Organism: Emiliania huxleyi CCMP1516
Lineage: Eukaryota; Haptophyta; Isochrysidales; Noelaerhabdaceae
Exons: 12
Coding region: 1-1968 (655 amino acids)
Source: RefSeq, a predicted model, not a curated record